Andrographis paniculata is the source of this 2192-nucleotide messenger RNA. RefSeq names its product BTB/POZ domain-containing protein SR1IP1-like. Bases 304 to 1983 code for a protein of 559 amino acids. The transcript is spliced from 6 exons. Lineage: Eukaryota; Viridiplantae; Streptophyta; Magnoliopsida; Lamiales; Acanthaceae. The record is from RefSeq and is a predicted model, not a curated record.
CAGUUAUGAGCGUCACAACAAAUCCAUUAAUCACAGUUCCUCCCAAUAAUGGAAAUUGCUCUCUUCGAUCGAAUCUCCACCAACACCAAUUGAAUCAUCUCCUCUCCGACGAUGAACAGCCAGCGUGAUUAAUCUAAUGUCCAAACAAUUUCCAAGAGAAGAACGCGGUCAGAACCGGUUGUUUUCUAGAGCGUGGCCAUGAAAGUGGAAUUCGAUACAGGAAUAUUUAUUAUUGUACUUUCGCCUCCUCAAUUCACGUUAUAGUGUCCAUUAAUGAGCUGAGAGUGAGCUCCAAUUAUUGAAAUGGCAGAGAUCGACUCUGAUCGGAAUCGGAGUGCUUUGGAAAUGUCCUGCAGAAAGGAACUGCUCUCCGACGCCAUGAAGAGGACUAGCGAAUGGAUUCUUUCUCUCGAAAUCCCUAGCGACAUCACCGUCAACGUCGGGGGAACUUCAUUUGCUCUGCACAAGUUUCCUUUAGUUUCGAAAUGUGGAUAUAUAAGGAAGCUAGUCACGCAAUCCUCCGGUGUUGUUGAUUGUUCUGUUCUUGAUAUCCCCGACGUCCCCGGCGGGGCUGCCGGGUUCGAAUUUGCCGCCAAAUUUUGCUACGGGAUAAGCUUUUCGAUCGCCGUAGAUAACGCUGCAAUGGUUAGAUGUGUGGCUGAAUUUCUCGAGAUGACGGAGGAAUACGGACCGGGGAAUUUGAUUGUUCGAACUGAGGAAUUUGUAAACGACGAAGUUUUGAAGAGUCUAACAGGGGCGGUGUCGGUUUUGCAUUCUUCUGAAAGGUUUAUUCCGAUGGCGGAGAGGGUAAAUCUCGUGAGCCGGUGCGUGGACACGGUCGCGUUCUUGGCAUGCCAAGUCAGCCAAUUUGUCGGCAUGGAAGACAUGGCUUCAUCCGGCGCAAAGUCGUGGGCCAAAUGUUUGAUUGUUUUACGAAUCGAUUUCUUCCGGAGGAUUGUCGUCGCGAUGAUCGCGAGGGGGUUAAACGAGCGCGCGCUCAUUCUUGUGCUAAUGCUCUAUGCUCGGGAAUCUCUACGAGACUUGGAAGUGUCCGGCGAGGCUAAAAACAACGAGAACGAUCGUAAAUACUCGCAUGAGAAAAGGGUUGUUUUGGAAACUAUAGUAAGCCUUCUUCCGAGGGAUCGGAACACGGUUCCUGUCACGUUCCUUUCGACGCUGCUUAGAGCUGCAAUGUUCGUAGAAACAACCGUCGCUUGCCGGCUCGACUUGGAGAAAAGAAUCGCAACGCAGCUCGACAACGCUUCGCUCGAAGACUUACUAUUUCCUGCGAAUUCGAUUACCGAUGACACAUUGUUCGAUAUCGAGACAGCGAAGCGAAUAAUGCUCGAUUUUUUGGAAUUCUAUGUAAAACCGAAUGAAAAGGGCUUUCAUUUUCCGCCUUCGCCAAGCGCGAUCGAACAAGCAACCCGGCUAAUGGAGAAUUACCUUACCCACGUUGCUUCCGAUCCCAAUUUAUCGGUUUUAGAGUUCGUCAGUCUCGCCGAGGUUAUCCCUCGCCAGCACCGGUGGAGACAAGACGGGAUCUAUGGAGCCAUCGACGCCUACUUUAAGGCUCACCCGGCAUUGAGCGAUACGGAAAGGAAGAAGGUGUGCAAUGCAGUCGAUUUCGAAAAGCUUUCGCCCGAACCUCGAGCUCAUGCGGAGACCAACGACCGGCUUCCCGUCGAAACGAUCGUUCGAUUGAUUUGUCAUGAGCGACGACAUUCUCGGGAAUGGUUGGAUGAUGAGGUUCUUGGUUCCCCCGGUCCUCGUCUUGCGACGGACGAGGCGUUGCGACUGGAAAACCGGGAGCUGAGAAUGGAGGUUGUGGAGAUGAAGAGAAGGUUGAAGGAGAUGGAGAAGGAGAAGUCGUGUAAUGAAGUUGGUGUUGUGCAUUGGAAGUCAUUUGUAAGUUCGAUUUCGAGAAGGUUUAGCAAAUUUGUUGUUCGGGGGAAUGGAAAUGGAAAUGGCAAUGAGCCGUAGGGUAUGUUUCUUUUGGCCAAAAUUUCAAAUUUUUAUUAUUUGGUCUAUGCGUUUUUUUGAAAAAAAAUAUAAUUUUUUCUUUCAUAACAUACAUUAUUUUAAUAUUAAACUCAAAUCAAUUUUUUUUCAAAUUCAUCUAAAGAAACAUAUCCAAUGUUUAUCAAAUUUUUUUCAAAUCCAUCUAAAGAAACAUAUCCUACGUUUUUUAA